UCUCCUAAAUCCUGCCCUCCGGCUGCCGGGGCUCCUGACGUCACUUCAGUUCAAACUGCGCCCAGGGAUUGGCUGCCGCUGUUAGUAGGCGGGGAGUUGAGUAACGUUGUGCUGGUGCUGGGGUGGAAGCUGCGCUGAACGAUGCUGGACUCAUUGCUGCGUGAUCUGUGGCAACUCCCUGCACCCUGCUGAUACUGUUUCUGAUUCCCUUCUUGCUUCCCAUCAUCACCUCUUUCUUACUGGAAACCUCUGCGGCCCGGCAAGGCUUCAUCCACUUAUUGUUUCUUGAAACGUAAAUUCCAGGGAGAAGACGGAGAUUAAUCGGGGCGCCAUGGACAUUUGCGGGGACGUGGCUAUGGAAAUGGAUCUGGCUCAUGUGCGCAAACGUCACUGUAUGGAUGAAAUUGGGGAAUACCCAAGCAGUAAGCGUGCCUGCAGAGGUUUGGAGAACAUUGCUAACGGAGGUGGCGUUUUACUCAACCAACUCAAUGAAUGUGACAUGGUGUACUUACAAAUGCAAAUGGCAACCAAUAAGAACCCUUUCCAGGCCUUGACCCCACAGAGGCACCAGAAUAUGCUGCCCCUUCAGGUUCAUGGCGGUGUUCAGCCUUGUCCAAGGUGUAUUGCUGGGGAAUCUGGCCACAUUAACCAUAUUUUGGGACAUUAGAAGGUCAAAGCGCGUGCAGCGCAAUUCAGAGGCAUUUCAUUCAAGAGGAUUUUACUGCUGAACAACAGUCCUAUCAGAUGCCGAUGUCCCUACCUGCUGCUCAUGUCAUUACACUAAUUUGUUUGAAGAGGAACCACUCCUAAGUCAGAUGAUGAGUAUCUGAUGUGUACUUGCAACCUUUGUUGGUUGCACAACGUUGCCUGUGGACUCUUUUUCAGACUGGUCCCAUACAUGAGCACAGUUGCAGCUUCUAUAUUUUUCAAUGGACAAAACAACAUAGUUUCUCUUUAAUAUACAGAAGUAUAUUAGUAACAUUAUACACUAUAUGGCUGAAAGUAUCCUCACACCCCUUCUAAUUACUGCAAUUAAUCCAUUGCCACCACAUCAUUCAAUGACAUUCUUCACAAUUCCAUGCUUCUUCCUACUUGGUGGCACCAGUUUGAGAAGGCCCUUUCUUGGAUAAUAACAUGUACAGAGCAAUGACCAGGAUAGGUUUACUGAGAUGGGAGUCGAAGAACUUGAUUGGUCUCCACAGAGGCAUAACCUCAACCCAACUGACUACCUGUUAGAUUAAUUGGAACCAUGAUGUAAGCCAGGCCUGAUCCUCAAUGUCCUACCUCUUCGGUAUCAAUGCAAAGAAGUACCUCCAACAAUGGUCAAACAUCUAUCAAAAGCCUACCCAGCUGAGAGAGUAGAAGAUUAAUACCAUUGAAUUUGAAUUGAGAUGCUGUACUAGCAGGUGUGAGGUGUCCACAUACUUUUAGCCGUGUAGUUUACUUCAUCCAUAUCCCGGGAAUUAACUACGCAAUUAACUAUGCAAAUUUGUAAACCACUAGCAACUUUUAUUUUUGUAAGACAGGAAUUUUUUUACAAUAAUCUUUCCAGUUUUAGUUAAAUUAAUUUCAUGAUUUUUAAGAUUCUUUAGUUUUUUUUCUCAGUGAGAUUUGCAUUAUAUUCUACAAGGGGUAUAAUGUGUAUUUUUGUAAUUAACGUUCUUGAUUGCUCUGGAGAAAAUAUAAAAUAGUAUUAAAGUGGAUUGUGAAUUGGUACAGUCCACGAAUUUUGCAACAAAAAAAGUUUUUUUGAAUAAAAAAAAGAACAGGAUUUAUCUUUG
Xenopus laevis (African clawed frog) is the source of this 1781-nucleotide messenger RNA. RefSeq lists its product as uncharacterized. NCBI's taxonomy places the organism in Eukaryota, Metazoa, Chordata, Amphibia, Anura, Pipidae. The record is from RefSeq and is a predicted model, not a curated record. The transcript has 5 exons. The coding region runs from base 332 to 667 and encodes 111 amino acids.